AUGGGGGCCGGGGGGUCCUCAGCUGCCUUGCCUACCAGGCCGGGCCAAGUUGUUCGAGAUGCACCCAGCUACACUGACAUCGCUGAGCAGUUUGGGGCAUUUGCUGCAGGAACAGGGACGCUACGAGGAGGCCGAGCAGUUGCUCCGCAAAUCAUUGGAGGGCCGCCGUGCCAAGCUCGGCAAGACACAUCCAGAGACACUGGAUUCGAUGAACAAUGUGGCAAAGGCCCAGGGACCGAAUCGCUCUACCGCGAAGAGCUGGAGAGUUGCCGGACCGCAUUGGGCGAGACGCACCCAGACAUGCUGUCAUCGAUGAACAACUUGGGGCGUUUGCUGCAGGAACAGGGAUGCUAUGAGGAGGCCGAGCAGCUGCUGCGCAAUGCUGCGCAGGUCAUCUUAGAGGGUCGCCGGACCAAGUUGGGCGAGAUGCACCCGGAGACACUGACGUCGAUGCACAGUUUGGGGAGUUUGCUGCAGGAAAGAGGACACUUGGAGGAGGAACGCGGCAGCGAGGGGUAA
This is a messenger RNA of Symbiodinium sp. CCMP2456, 519 nucleotides long. NCBI's taxonomy places the organism in Eukaryota, Dinophyceae, Suessiales, Symbiodiniaceae. The record is from the annotation of a GenBank genome assembly.